Molecule: messenger RNA, 600 nt
Organism: Brenthis ino (lesser marbled fritillary)
Lineage: Eukaryota; Metazoa; Arthropoda; Insecta; Lepidoptera; Nymphalidae
Source: the annotation of a GenBank genome assembly
AUGUUUAGGCGCGGACAGAAAACGCGUUAUAUCCGCGUCAUCCUGAAAGCGGGAGCGUGGAAGCGAGUACCCAUGAAGUUGCUUAAGUGGGGCAGAAAGAUGCCGUCCACUAAACAGUACAAUCUGGUCCCGAACGACGAGUUCGACACGCGGAUACCUUUGCACCCUGAUGAGGCGUUUGAGUAUGGCAUCACGUUCCACGCUAAGUAUAUUGGGACAAUGGACGUGCCGCGCCCUACGAGCCGGGUCGAGAUAGUCGCUGCUAUGCGCCGAGUUCGUUACGAAUUUAAAGCCAGAGGAGUGAAGAAGCGCAAAGUCACUGUGGAUGUGUCGAUAGAUGGCGUGCGUGUGACUACUCGCACUAAGAAUAUAAAGAAAAAGAAGAGCUCGAAAUUCUUCAGCCGCAACAAAAACACUACCAGCGAGUGCAUUGAAAUCAUGCAUCACCCAAUCUACCGCAUCUUCUACGUGUCGCACGACAGUUCUGAUCUCAAAAUCUUCUCGUACAUAGCGAGAGAUGGAGCCACCAAUGUUUUCAAAUGUAACGUGUUCAAGAGCAGCAAGAAGGUAAGCAUUUUAGCACAGAUACAAACUAAUCUU